AACUGGACUGGGUAUCCACCAAAAAUCGGUUCAACCCGCCCCGAACAUAAAUUUCAAUUUUGUGCAUUUUGUUUUCGUUUUCUUCUUCCCACCUUCGCCAUUUGGAGCUGUUCAGAGUCUCAAACAUGGCUGCAACACCAUACACCCAAUCCCAAUCUCAAUGGGAUUUUACCAGUGAUUUGGAAGUAGAUUUUGGAUCUGAAGAGAAUGCUUCGGUUGUAUAUGCUACCAUAACCGUUGAUAAUGAGUUGCAACCUGAUAAAGUAAAACGAAUCAUGACAGUGUCUGAUGGAAAACUAUUAGUGCACUUUGAGGCAAUAGAAGCCAGAUUUCUUAGAGCAUCAAUCAGUGCUUUUGUAGAUGUCCUUACUCUAGCCACUAAAACAAUCGAAGAAUUUGGUCAAUAAAUGGAGUUCUCACUUCUUAAGUAUGCUGAAUUUGUAUGUACCUCGAGGUAGACGUUGGCGUUUCUUUUAUCGUAGCGCGGACAGCUGCGAAUUACAAAUCAGGUAAGAAAAUAUAUAAACUUAUGUCUAUGGUUGUAUCAUAGAAAAAUGGAAUGAAAUAAGUUGAAUACAAUGAAAUAACACACCAUUCCUGAAAUGCCGCCAAUCAUCUUCAUCAUCUAGGUGGCAUCCUAUAUAUUUUGAUUUUGUUGAGUUGGUACCAAGCAAGGUCUCCCCAACUGUUGAAUUUGUGAAUAUGAGAUAUGUUAUAAUUGAAAAUCACAGGAAUAGUGCUUACUAAUGAAUAGCAUAAAUAAACUACAUUGUGAAAAUAAUGACUUCUUAACUUACCUGGCAAAAUGUAACGCUUGUGAUGUUUUGGAGUACUAAUCACCAGAGACUGUUGUGUAUGCCCCUCAUAAUCCAUAAAAGCAUGGCAUGUCUUUAUUCUCUAAUGUACCACAUUAUAAAAAUACUAUGUUAUGACAGCUUAUUUUCAAAAACUCUGAAGUACAACUUCUGAAAAUAAUGACUAUUUUUCAUCUCUUGAAGUAAAAAUAACUUAUACAGAACAGUUAUAUGAUAAGUGCUUAUAGUAUAAGCACUUAACUAAGUUGUUUAUCUGAUAAGGGUGGAAGCAUACCUGCUCAACACACGAUAAACGUAGCUCUUCCCCAAAAACUUCAUUGACCUUCUCAUCUAACAAAUCACUCACCUUAUAGGCUACAGAUCCUAAAUGAUCCACAGUAUUUACAAGAGCUUUGAUGGCAUAAUCCUUCAAUGUUUCAACCAAUCUGCAAAUAAAAGACAAUUAAGAGAUGAUGAAAACUAAAGAAGAAUAUAAACGAUACAAUUGUUUAUACUCAAGCAAAUUAACUCACAUUUGUUUUUGGUCAUCAUUGGUGUAUGAGAGUUCAAAAUAUUCAGCAGCUGAGUACAAUUGCGUUCUCAGAUUUUUCAAAUCCUGUAAGUAUAGAUGGAAAAAAAAAUCACACUUAAAACUCUAUUAUAUAAAAUUAAAGGAAGAAUUAUUGGAUCGAAGUUACCUUUAGACUAUCAUCAAAGAGCAAGGUUUGAUGCAUGAAAACUUCAUCAUAAUUAGAAGGCAUUCGAGAUAGAGGCUGUGUUGAAAUCUUCCCCAUGAAUUUGAAAAAUGGAAGAAGAUGGAAGAAGGUUCAAUCUAUAAAAUUGACAAAGUACAUGAAAAUUGAAGUUAGAAGAGACACAAAAGUAAACAAGAUAAAGUUAAUGAAGACAAAGAAGACAUGUUAUAUCAUCACAAUUCACAAUUAAAAUAAUAAUAAUAAACUUCUUAGACCUAAAUAGUUCAAAAUUAAAAAGCUAUGAUAAGUCCUAGAAGACAUAUGAAGGAAAAGAGACAGCAUCAAACUAACAACCAUUACUAUGAUAAACAAAUGAGAAAAGAUAUGUUUACAUCCAUUUUUAACACCUACACUGUAAACAAAUACUAUUAAUGUAAAAAUAUAGCUCUUCCUCCUCAAAAUUCUAAUGGUAGUUCGCAACCACAAUUGUGACCGAAAUAUAAAGGUUUUUGAGAUCUACACAACAUCAAAUGCAAGACACAUAUGUUCUCAUUUUUCUGAAAUAUCAAGGCUCACAGAAUUUAAUAGUUCUCCUCCUUUCAUGUUAGACAAGAAAUCAAACAUAAGAAUAGAAUCCUAUGAUUGUGUGUAAAUCUUCACCAACACAUACAUAUUAUACUAAAUUUACAAUUCACCCUCAAAAGCCAAGAAAAACAAUCCUUAAUAACAUCAAAAUAAUAAACAAGCAUAAAAACAAAACAAUGAGGGAGCUUUUAUAGGUUUAUUUCCAAAUUAAGCUCAACAACACACUCACUCACCCCAAUUCAAACAACUUAAAAGGAGUGUAUAGUUGAGUAACUAAAGGUUGAAACUUUUCCUUCUUGUGAUUAUAAUAGCUCUCAAAAACCAAAUAACAAGUGACCCAUUUGCUUACUUAAGAACAUAGAAUGCAACAAACAAACAGGGCAUACAAGGAAAAUGGAGAAACAGUUGCAAACCUUGGACACUUUUUCAACGAGUUUCUUGUUUUUCAACUUAGAUGGAAACAGAAUGAGAGAGAUGAAAAUUUAGGUCCUUUAAAAUGUCAAAGAAAGCACGUUGUGGACCACAGUUUUUAGACUCCAUAAAUGCACCAGAAUGAUUUGGUACUGCGUUUGAGGAAAGUGACACACUCACCAAAGAAUGGUUUGUGAAAAAAGCAACAACUAAAGGUGCAGCAGAGUUGAGAAAGUGAUGAAGAUUUGGUGAGUUAUGUUUGAAGCAUGUUGGCUUAAAUAUCAUUUAGGCCAUAAUUUCUAGUGUAUAAUUGUUUCCACUUUUAAAUAAGUGAAAAUUGAUUCAUGAAGUAUAUAAUGUUUAUAUUUGGCAAUAAAAAUUAAAAUUUUACUUUAA
Messenger RNA from Lathyrus oleraceus (garden pea), 2881 nucleotides. RefSeq lists its product as uncharacterized. The transcript is spliced from 5 exons. NCBI's taxonomy places the organism in Eukaryota, Viridiplantae, Streptophyta, Magnoliopsida, Fabales, Fabaceae. Bases 126 to 407 code for a protein of 93 amino acids. Gene Ontology annotation, cellular component: EKC/KEOPS complex. The record is from RefSeq and is a predicted model, not a curated record.